GUGUUAGUAUGUGUGCAUUUGUCUGUCUGAAAUGGGAAACCCAACGAUGCCAAGCGAACACCACUCAGCCAGGCAUUUUACUGGUAACUACAGGAAACAGGCUUGGUGUGAAUGAGCUGAUUGAAUCCACAGGUGCAGCUCCAGAGACCCAGCCCAAGCUCGCCGGCUUGGCCCAGACGGAGCACACUCUGACCCCCACAAAGACGGCCCUCAUCCCCCCCUGCCAGGCCCCACCGGUCCCUGACCCAGUCCAGCCUUGCCAUGAAACCCACAGAGACGAUGGGUGCUGGGGAUACGGAUGUGAGCCCCCCGGCACCACACCACCCCAUUCAGCACCCACAAGCUGGAAGGAAGGACGCAGAUAGCAGGAGGGGGGCGGUGUUGCGGGUGGACACCAGGUUCUUUCUUUCCCUCUCUUUUUCAUCUCUCUCUGUCUCAGUGUCAGAGCAGGUGUCCUUUUCUGCCCACUCUUCUCACCCUUCCUCCUUUCUGUUGCCGUUUCUUUUCACAUACACGUUCACAAAUAUACAGCUGACAAACAUCCCUGCUCUAAUCUAUCACAGGCUGUCUUUUAUAGGUCAACUAGAGACACACACACUUCCACACACCGCAGCACACUGGCAGGUUGUGUUCUGUUCUCCUGCAGGUGUCUGGCGUUGCAAUUGCUCUUUAAAUUUUCUUUCCUGUCUAAGCCUGCGAGUAUGUGAGUGUGGAUGCCAUGAUACUAUUCACCAUCACGACCACACUGGGUGCCACAACCUUUUUACCCUCCUUUCCUCCCCAACAGACAAAUAGGAGAUUCUGUCCUCCACCUCCCGCUUUCAACGUGAACAACAACAUGCUUUCUGUUUGCUUCUCUUCCUUCCUCUGACAUUUAUAGGGACCUUAAAUGAUUGUGUCAUGAAUGGUUGGGGUAAAGAGAUCAUUACAAAGUAUAGCAUUGCUGUAAAGAAUACAAUAAUUACAUUCAAAGAAUCACUAUGUGCAUGCUUGUUGGCUCACUUGUUUAUGAUUUAAUUUGAUUCUUCAUCCAUUAGCUGAAUAUUACACCUCCUUAUAUUUACCCUGCAUUUAACGUUAUCAUUGCACUGAGUUGAACGCAAUGAAGAUAUCUUCAAGCGAACAAUCUCACAAGAACUUGGCUGUUCAAUGGGAUGGGGGAUGUGAUUACGGUCAAGUUUUUUAACCAACAUUUGGAUCAUGUCCAUCAUUUGGAAAUGAUGAUCAACUCAUUAGCAUGGAGGGCAGUCAAGGGGGCGUCAGGGAAAGAGAGAGAGAGAGUGAAAGAGUAACUCAUUAGCUCAUUACACCAGUGCUACUCUCAUAUUCUUAUAUGGUUAGGGAGUGUAUGUUAGUUAGCCACAGUGUAAAGACAUCUAAGAGGGACUUUGGACAGAUUAUAUAAUUGAGCAUUUAAUAUUUAAUUAUUGCUGUUAGGAAUAUUAAUACUCUUGCUAGAUGAAUAUGAACUUCAAGAAGUAAGCUUUAUUAUUAUUCAAGAAAGAGCUGGAGUUUGGAAAUCAAGAGCUUGAAGAAUGCAGGCUGUACCUGGGUUUAGGUGCAGAGAACAGGGUGAGCACUCUUUACAGCAACUUAUGCCAAGAAUGGUACGGGUAACAGGAGCUGUAGGACCAGGCUCCAAUGUUGCAGAUCUCCAGGGGCCACUCAGAGCUACAAAACCCCCACGUGAACUGAGUGUGGAGGAGCAACAGGAGCUGAGGAGAAAGAUCAACAGCCGAGAGAGGAAGAGAAUGCAGGACCUUAACGUGGCCAUGGAUGCUUUACGAGAAGUGAUGGUUCCUUAUUCUCCCACCGGUGUAGGGGGGGCACUGCAACACCCUUACCUCCCUCCUGGAGCACCUCCGACUGGACGUCGCCUGUCCAAGAUCUCCACGCUGGUGCUGGCCCGUAACUACAUCCUGCUCCUAGGCUCCUCCUUGCAGGAGAUGAGGCGUCUGCUGGGCGAGGUCAGCAUGGGCGUCGGCGGGACUGUACCACGUCUACUGCUGGCAGGGGGGUGGCCAUUUCUCACCGGGCCAGGACACUUUUUGCUCUCCCCUCCUGAACAGCAGCUGGGUGCAGCAAAGGGGCCUUUUCUGCCUCAGAACUCCUCGCCAGCCCAGGAAGAGUCCUCGGUGUGGGGGUCAAACAGCAUAUCGGAGAGCCCGGUGUGCCAGUGUGGGGUCUGCAGGACCCCAAGAGUGUUGCAUAUUAAUCCUGCAGUACGUUUCCCAAAGUGAAUUCAGAUUGCCUUGGAGAAAGACAUAAAAGUGUACCUGUAGCCCUGACAGAUUUCUCUAUCUGUGGAAGGUGAGGUGUCCGAUUAAUCUUUUUUUUUUAUGCAAAAUGUCACCAUACAAUAUUUUGAUGUAACUAAUAACACAGCUGUUGAGCAUUUUUCUCUAAAUUACUUGGAGAUAAGUCUUGUUUAAAAUCCCAGACUGUCUACUACAUUGAAGUUCUGUUUCAUUAUAGUUCUCCUUCAAAUUCUCCAUGAUUAUUUCUCUGUGUUUGCUAACAAAUAAAAGUAGUAAAAAUUAAA
Paramisgurnus dabryanus is the source of this 2542-nucleotide messenger RNA. RefSeq names its product oligodendrocyte transcription factor 1 (gene olig1). The record is from RefSeq and is a predicted model, not a curated record. NCBI's taxonomy places the organism in Eukaryota, Metazoa, Chordata, Actinopteri, Cypriniformes, Cobitidae. Gene Ontology annotation, biological process: axon development; positive regulation of transcription by RNA polymerase II; sensory organ development. Gene Ontology annotation, cellular component: nucleus. Gene Ontology annotation, molecular function: DNA-binding transcription factor activity, RNA polymerase II-specific; E-box binding; protein dimerization activity.